CAUUUUUCAAGUCGAGCUUCAGCCGCAGCUCCCAGACUAGGCCCAAGCGAAAGGCGGAACGAUUCUUCAGCGAUGACUAUUACCACCGGAAUACCAAGGUGUGGAGCCUUCACGCUGUUACCGCCGGGGCGGGAUCGCGGCGGAGCUUCAUGUGGCUCUCGGCGGCGGCUCAGAGAAUCGUCCGGCUCCAGCCUCCGGCCCAGGUCCAGGCCGCCCGAUCCCUGAGGGGCUCCAGAGGCGGCAGGGAGCCCGUGGCCGAAGGGAAGGAGUUGGAGGAAAUAAUCAGAGCUGAGAAACGGAAAACGAAAGCCAUUAAGUAUCGGAGAAUUCGGGCAGAGUUGGGUCUUUCUGGUCCUCCCCCACGGACACUAACAACACAAGCAAUGCAGCAGAUGAGGUUUUUGAGGGCACAGUCUCCAGAAGAGUGGAGUGUGGCACAGCUGGCAGAGGGAUUUUCAGUGAGUGAAGAUGUUGUCUUGAGAGUACUGAGAAGCAAAUUUACCCCUUCAUUAAAGAGAAGAAUGAAGCAGGAUACAAAUGUUCAAGGAGUGACUCUGACUCUCCUACAGGGAGCAAAGCAGCUGACUGCCAGUUCUCCAAAUGUAAAAGCACUGAUUGAAUCUAAACCAAUCACAGAUCACGGUGUCCGGCCCAGACUCUUGUGGGACACAGUAACACUUCCUGCACAAUCUAACCUAAAUGGCAGAGUGCACAAAGCCAUUGGAAAGGAACGUGGCAGAAUGGAUCUUGUCCAACAGAAUGUCUACCAGAAGCGCCAAUCUCAGAGCAAUGCUGAUGUAAUGAAAGUCGGAUUUGGAAAAAACGUGGCUGCUUGUGCUGAGAGGGAAGAAUACAACGAAACCAGCAGGAUGUCUGAUGGGGAACAACCACUGGGUAUCCCAGAGACUGAUGAGGAUUUGCAGGCGUUCAGCGCAAAUGGGUCUGAAAACCAAAUUAAAGUUGUACAGAAGGGUUGUGAGUUUUAUGACCAGGAAGGCGACUUUCUGUAUAGGGUUAACAACGUGGACUCCUUAAAUAACCCUAAAGAGGAAAAAUAAUUUGUACAAUAAAGUCACUCAUGAAUCUAA
Messenger RNA from Stegostoma tigrinum, 1088 nucleotides. RefSeq names its product neugrin, neurite outgrowth associated (gene ngrn). Bases 150 to 1058 code for a protein of 302 amino acids. Lineage: Eukaryota; Metazoa; Chordata; Chondrichthyes; Orectolobiformes; Stegostomatidae. The transcript has 3 exons. Gene Ontology annotation, cellular component: nucleus. The record is from RefSeq and is a predicted model, not a curated record.